This is a messenger RNA of Penicillium verhagenii, 2004 nucleotides long. RefSeq names its product putative DNA helicase. Bases 1 to 2004 code for a protein of 667 amino acids. The record is from RefSeq and is a predicted model, not a curated record. Gene Ontology annotation, molecular function: RNA binding; 5'-3' DNA helicase activity; ATP hydrolysis activity. NCBI's taxonomy places the organism in Eukaryota, Fungi, Ascomycota, Eurotiomycetes, Eurotiales, Aspergillaceae. The transcript has 3 exons.
AUGGCUCCGAGUCCAAUCUCCAUCCCCCUCUUCGCCGAAACCCAGCUCCAGCUCUUACUCCACGAGCACGAAGCCGAAGUCUCCUCCUCCUCACUCGCCACAACCGCCGCCUCAGUCUCACCAGCAACAAGACGAACUUUACAAGCAACCGGAAACGCUUUAACGGGUCUCAUUCUAUCACAAUGCCGGACAGGUCUUGGAGGUCGUGCCGUCGGUGAAUUCGCUCCCGAUCCAGCUAUCGCGUCCUCCGAGUCUACAGACGGCCAGCCUCAGCUUGGCUCCCAUGGGAUCCGAGUCGGUGAUGUUGUGCGCGUGAAUGAUGUCGCUGCCGGAGCGAAGAAAGUAGGCAAGGACAAGCCGAAAGAGGGGGCGGAUGCAAAGGGUCCGGAGGGCGUUGUUACGCGCGUUAGUGACAAGGCUAUUUCGAUUGCGUUUGGGCAACAAGGCGGUGGUGCUCGUUCGAAAGAGGAUGACGAGGCGAUUGAGGAGCUGUGGGGUAAAAAAUUAUGGGUAAUCAAGCUUGCCAACGAUGUUACAUAUAGACGAAUGAGGCAGACUAUGGAGAAAAUGGCUAAAAUGACUGAAGGAGAUCAUUCACAUUUCAUGCGUGUGGCUUUUGGUCAUACCACUCCCCUACAACUAGAUGAGCUUACAGAACCUAUCGAAUACCUUGAUCCGACCCUCAAUGACUCGCAAAAGGAUGCUAUUGAGUUCGCCUUGAGAUGCAAGGAUAUCGCGCUUAUUCAUGGCCCACCUGGUACAGGCAAGACACAUACUUUGAUCGAGCUGAUCAUGCAGUUCGUGCAACGCAAGAAACGCAUCUUGGUCUGUGGCCCGUCAAAUAUAUCUGUUGAUAAUAUUGUGGAGCGACUGGCACCGAAAAAGGUCCCAGUGGUCCGUAUCGGACAUCCUGCACGUCUUCUUCCCUCAGUCCUGGAGCAUUCGCUUGAGGUUUUGACACAGACAUCCGAUGCAGCCGGGAUCGUGAAAGAUGUGCGCAAGGAAAUGGACGAGAAACAAGCGAGCAUUCGCAAGACCAAGAGCGGACGCGAAAGGAGGGGGAUCUAUGACGACCUCAAACAUCUUCGGAAGGAGUUCAGAGAACGCGAAUCCAAGUGUGUUGAUAAUCUGGUUCGCGAGAGUAGUGUUGUGCUAGCAACCCUCCAUGGCGCCGGUGGGCACCAGCUGAAAAACCAGAAAUUCGACGUUGUCAUUAUCGAUGAGGCCAGUCAGGCACUGGAGGCCCAAUGUUGGAUCUCACUCCUGUCAGCUGAGAAGGUUGUUCUGGCGGGUGAUCAUUUACAAUUGCCCCCAACUGUGAAAUCAACGAAUCAAAAAUCCAAGGACACGCCCAAGAAAGAAAAAGAUGCGCCGGAGAAGGAAAUUCUCAAGGGCUUUUCAUUAGAGCGCACCUUGUUCGACCGUUUGUUGGCAUUACACGGGCCCGAUAUCAAGCGCAUGUUAACUACGCAGUACCGCAUGCAUGAGAAGAUUAUGCGAUUCCCGUCGGACGAGUUAUAUGAAUCCAAGUUGAUCGCUGCUGAUUCCGUCAAAGGCCGUCUGUUAGUUGAUUUACCGUAUGAGGUACGCGGGACGGACGAUACGCAGGAACCCCUUGUUUUCUGGGAUACGCAAGGAGGUGAUUUCCCGGAGAAGACGGAGGAUGCGGAGAUCAGCAAGAAGGAUACACUUCUUGGAGAAAGCAAAAGCAACGAGAUGGAGGCCUUGGUGGUUGCCAAGCAUGUUGAUAACCUUGUGGCUGCAGGACUGAGACCUGAAGAUAUUGCAGUGAUUACGCCCUAUAACGGUCAGCGGGCCCUCCUGUCUCACAUGUUGCGUGAGAAAUACCCCGAGCUGGAAUUGGGCAGUGUGGAUGGAUUCCAAGGCCGUGAGAAAGAAGCCGUUGUGGUCAGUCUUGUGCGCAGUAACGAGGAACAUGAAGUUGGAUUCUUGGGUGAGAAACGGCGUCUCAAUGGUAAAUCUCUCUUUGCCCCCACCCCUUGA